Messenger RNA from Hordeum vulgare subsp. vulgare (domesticated barley), 1969 nucleotides. Its product is annotated as pentatricopeptide repeat-containing protein At2g15630, mitochondrial-like. The coding region runs from base 1 to 1575 and encodes 524 amino acids. NCBI's taxonomy places the organism in Eukaryota, Viridiplantae, Streptophyta, Magnoliopsida, Poales, Poaceae. The transcript has a single exon. Gene Ontology annotation, molecular function: protein binding. The record is from RefSeq and is a predicted model, not a curated record.
AUGGUGCCGCCCACCUCCCCCGCGGCCGUCGCGGCGGCCGCCCGCGCGGCGCCCACUCCGGCCGCGGCGCUCGCACUCUUCAAGUCGGCUCUGUCUGCCGACCCGGCGCUCUCCCCACUCGCCGUGCUGCCGCACCUCGCCGCCACCCCGUCGCUGCCCCACCUGCUCCUCACCGCCUCCAUCGCCGGCCGCCCGCACACCACGUCGCUCAGCCUCUACUCGCGGCUCAAGUCUCUCUCUCUCCCCAUCCCCACCGCCACGCUCCACCCGCUCCUCUCCUCCCUCCCCUCCGCUCCCGCCUUCGUCCUCUUCGCCGACAUCUUCCGCCUCCGCCUCCCGCUCUCCACCACCACCUUCAACAUUAUGUUGCGCCACCUCUGCUCCACGGGCAAGCCCGUCCGCGCGCUCGAGCUCCUCCGGCAGAUGCCCAGCCCCAACGCCGUCACCUACAACACCGCCAUCGCCGGGUUCUGCGCCCGCGGUCGCGUCCAAGCGGGGCUGGAUAUCAUGCGGGAGAUGCGAGAGCGCAGUGGUAUUGCCCCUGACAAGUACACCUACGCCACGGUUAUCUCUGGGUGGUGCAAGGUCGGGAAGGUCGAGGAAGCAGCCAAGGUGUUCGAGGAAAUGCUGGCUAAGGGAGAGGUGGAGCCAAAUCCCAUGAUGUACAACUCGUUGAUAGGUGCAUACUGUGACCGGGGAAAUCUGGAGGCCGCGCUGCAUUGUCGGGAAGAAAUGGUAGCGAGGGGGGUUUCCAUGACAGUCGCGACAUACAAUUUGUUUGUGCACGCGUUGUUCAUGGAGGGCCGUGCUGCGGAGGCGCAUGCAUUGGUUGAGGAGAUGGUUGGAAAGGGGCUUGCACCAGAUGCCUUCACGUACAAUAUAUUGAUCAACGGUUACUGCAAAGAGGGUAAGGAGAAGAAAGCAAUGAAGAUGUUUGAAAAUAUGGCUGCCAAAGGGAUUCGUACGACCGUGGUGACAUAUACGUCACUGAUAUAUGCCUUGUCCAAGAAGGGGAUGGUUCAGGAGGCCGAUAGGCUGUUCAAUGAGGCUGUGAGGAGAGGCAUCAGGCCUGACCUUGUCAUGUACAAUGCCCUGAUCAAUAGCCACUGCACUGGUGGAGAUAUGGACCGGGCGUUCGAGAUCAUGGGAGAAAUGGAGAAGAAGAGGAUCACACCUGAUGACGUGACAUACAAUACUCUGAUGAGGGGGCUGUGCUUGUUGGGGCGUCUUGAUGAAGCACGUGGGCUCAUUGACAAGAUGACAAAGAGAGGUAUCAAGCCAGACCUUGUGAGUUACAACACCCUGAUCAGCGGCUACAGCAUGAAGGGUGACAUCAAGGAUGCUCUGAAGGUUCGGGAUGAGAUGAUAGACAAGGGGUUCAACCCAACACUUUUGACAUAUAAUGCAAUGAUACAAGGGCUCUGCAAGAAUGGCCAGGGAGACGAUGCCGAGGAGCUGGUGAAAGAAAUGGUGGGCAAUGGCAUCACCCCUGAUGACAGUACAUAUAUUUCACUGAUCGAGGGACUUACCACUGAGGAUGAGCGUCUGGCCAGGGAAGGUGCUGUAAAAGCCUGAGCUUCUUGGAAAAAGCAGAAGCAAGAGAUUUUGUAGGAAGCAGAGAUGCAUGCUCUGUUCAGACCAGACCAACUAAAAAAUGAGCAUAAGAGUUGCUUUUUCAACCUGUAUUGGCAUGCAAUACCAUUCUGAUUUUUUACAUUGCCGCAUCAUGUCCUGAAUUCUUGCAGGAGUGCAAAAUGAUCAUUUUAGUGACGCCUGACGCCGAAGUUAGCCUUUGCAAUGGUUGAAUGUUUUGUCAUCUAUAAACACAGGGGUGAUGAAAUAUGUGAACACCAAAAUUUUAACAGAGAUGGAAAGCACUGGUCGAGAUUUUUUUUAGAUCACCAUGUACUCAGAAUACGAGAGACUGGAUAUUUCAACCUGGUUGGAUCAUGACUCACAUUUCUAUUUA